Messenger RNA from Branchiostoma floridae (Florida lancelet), 481 nucleotides. RefSeq names its product L-rhamnose-binding lectin ELEL-1-like. The record is from RefSeq and is a predicted model, not a curated record. Gene Ontology annotation, molecular function: carbohydrate binding. Lineage: Eukaryota; Metazoa; Chordata; Leptocardii; Amphioxiformes; Branchiostomatidae.
GUUGUUUCCUUGCCAAGUCCACUGAGAUGAAGUAUAAAAGGCCGGUAGUGCUUUAAGCUUUACAGUUUUCGGGAGAAAACAAAGGGACUCCACUAGCUAUCUGUUCAAGAAUUUCUUCUGGAGACACAGGAUCUUAAAGUUCUCAACAUGAAGACGUUUGUGGUCCUGGCGUUCGUGUUGGCAGCUUUCUUCGCUCCAAGCGAACAACUGAACAUCGUGACCUGUGAGCAUCGGACCAUGGUCCUGACGUGCGGGGCCGAGGAGGAGAUGGUGGUGGUAGCCGCCAACUACGGCCGGACCUCCUCCUCUCCCUGCGGGGGACCCAUCCAGAACCUGCGCUGUUACGCCGGCAACAGUCUCCGGAUCGUCCGUAACGACUGUAACGGGAAGAGUGCCUGCAGGGUCACUGCAAGUAAUGCCGUCUUUGGAGACCCUUGCGUGGGGACCUUCAAGUACCUGGAAGUCAGCUACUACUGCAGGC